Rotaria socialis is the source of this 231-nucleotide messenger RNA. NCBI's taxonomy places the organism in Eukaryota, Metazoa, Rotifera, Eurotatoria, Philodinida, Philodinidae. The record is from the annotation of a GenBank genome assembly.
AUGUUACGUAAAAGUCAUUUAAGAGGCAAAAUUCAACAUCGUGUACCUGAAUUUGAAAUCAUUGAUAAUGAUGAAACAGCACACAUAGGAAGAAUCUAUCCAUUUUCAACUGAUCUCGAGCGAUCUGAAUAUGGAAGAGCGGUAGCUAUGAAGAUUUCAAAUACGAUGACAGUUGAAGUAAAAGCUAUGCUAUUAAUGGCAACACUUAUUGUUAAAGCACGACUCGUUUAA